This is a messenger RNA of Tribolium madens (black flour beetle), 2773 nucleotides long. RefSeq lists its product as uncharacterized. The transcript is spliced from 11 exons. Bases 229 to 2613 code for a protein of 794 amino acids. Gene Ontology annotation, biological process: proteolysis. Lineage: Eukaryota; Metazoa; Arthropoda; Insecta; Coleoptera; Tenebrionidae. Gene Ontology annotation, molecular function: serine-type endopeptidase activity. The record is from RefSeq and is a predicted model, not a curated record.
GUGGUGUAGUUAGAAAUAAUAAGAUCCAUUAAAAAAUUAUUGUAACAUUGGAGAAAUUAAUGAUGUCACUUAUGUUUAAUAAUCGUUUGUGCACUUGUAUUCACCUGAUGGUCAAGUUUUUGCACUUUACACAAAGUAUAACCAGUUUUAACUAUUCUAUUUUCACAUAAACACAGAAAAUUGAAAAUUUGUAAUAUGCAGUGUGAAAUGUAAAUCUGAAAUUUUAAGAUGUUACAGAAAUUGUUUUUAUUUUUAAUUUGUGUCAACACUUUUGUCUCAAGUCACAUCCUACACUUCUACUAUUGUCGUCCACCAAAUGUGUGCACUGAGAUUCCAAACUGUCCAAACGCAUCGCAAGGCUACAGUUUAUUUACAGCUAAAAGAACAUAUUGUGGCUUUAUUAAAAAUGUACCAAAAAUUUGUUGUGUGCCUGUAGAACCUACAGAGGCGACGGAAAAAAUGUCAGAGAAUAUAACAAACGCACCUCGUGUUUAUAGAGUUAGUGAGGAUUUGGUGAACCAUCAGAAUUUUGACUUUUUGCCUAUGGAUAAGUGUGGUCAAAUUUCUAACGGUCUAAGGAUUACUUCAGGAACAAGAACUAGUCCGGGGGAAUUUCCUUGGAUGGCCUUGAUUGCUUACAAAACAGGGAAUUCUUCUUCUCAACGAGACUUCAGAUGUGGAGGAACUUUAAUAACGGUUCGGUACGUUCUUACAGCCGCACAUUGCAUUGAAAAUACAACCAUAAUGGGAGUUCGCUUAGGUGAAUACAACAUAAUGACAGACCCGGACUGUGACCCCAAUGGGCAAAACUGUGAAUCCCCUGUACAAGAUAUAUCUAUCGACAAGGCCAUAAUCCAUCCAUUUUACGAUCCAACGACAUUUAUAAAUGAUAUUGCCUUGAUCAGACUGGACACACCAGCGAAUUAUAGUUAUGAGAAUGUCAAACCAAUUUGUUUACCAUUCGGUGAGUUGUUGCAUGCCAAGUUGGAGGAGCAAGAAAUGACAGUGGCGGGCUGGGGUGCUACUGAAGAUGGAGCAAAGAGCAUGGUACUCAGAAAAGUAUCAGUACCAGUGAUGGCCCGAGAAGAAUGCCAAAUUCUUUACCACGACCUCAAACCCAUUACCAAAAAGCAAAUUUGUGCUGGUGCAGAUCAUGGCAAAGAUUCUUGUAGUGGAGACAGUGGGAGUCCUCUCAAGCGUAUCGACCUCAUAAACGGGACUCCCCGUUACGUCCAAUACGGAAUUGUCUCUUUCGGACCCACUCAUUGUGGUAUAGGUGGUCGUCCUGGUAUCUACACCAAUGUUCAAAAGUACAUGAAGUGGAUUUUAGAUAAUUUGGAAUACUAUCGUUCGCUAAUGAUAUUCAGUGACGUUAAGAGACUGCAUCAUUUAAAAGAUCUACAAGGACGCCUGAGAGAUCAGUUGGUUUGGAAGUGGUCGGUGGAAAGCAUGGCUUGCGAUCAAGUUUUAUUCAAGUUUUAUGUUUUUGUGUUAAUUCACCUUAUUGUGAUUACCAAAGCGCAAUGGGUGGUGGAAGACGAGGGUUGCACCACACCCGAUGGAGCGUCAGGAACUUGUAUUUCUAUAUACUCAUGCAAAAAUAUCAUGGACGUCUUAGAUAAAGUACCUCAACCUAUCCCAGCACGAAUCACUAACUUACUUAAAUCGUACCAUUGUGGUUUUGAUGGUAGAAAUCCUAAAGUUUGUUGUCCUGCAAAACCUAUAGUGCUUGAUCUCGUAAGUGAAAAGAAGCCUGAUGUAGCAGGACCACCGAAUGUUUCUAGGCAUAAAAAUAUAGGACUUUUGCCUAAAAACUGCGGCUACUUCGAUACAGAUAACAAGAUUGUUAAUGGAAACAAAACUGGAUUGUUUGAAUUUCCUUGGAUGGCUCUGUUGUCAUAUCGAACAGCUCGGGGUCCCCAGUUUAAAUGUGGAGCUACAAUCAUCAACGAAAGAUAUAUCCUUACUGCUGCACAUUGCAUAACAAAUAAUAAAUAUCCACUCAUAGGAGUUCGAGUCGGGGAUCACAACAUCCAGACGCAAAAAGACUGCGAGUUGACAAGUGAGGGUGACUUGGUGUGCGCUCCACCAUAUCAAGACUUGUCCAUAGAAGAAAUUAUUCCUCAUCCUUCUUACGACACUGCGCUUCACACUAACGAUGUGGGGCUCCUUCGAGUCACACGGAUGAAUUUAUCAUUAGAAAACACUAGACCAGUUUGUUUACCACUUGACAAGGCUCGAAAUUAUAAUUUCACCAACAGGAAUUGUGUGGUGACAGGAUGGGGAGUUACAGAAACAGGUCGCAGUAGUCCCGAUUUGUUGAAAGUGCAAAUUCCCAUAGUAUCUCAUGAAGAGUGUAAUAAGUUGUAUCAAGACGUGACUAAAAUUACACACCAACAGUUAUGUGCGGGUGGCAAGACCAAGGGUGACUCUUGUGGGGGGGACAGUGGAGGACCUUUGCAUGUGAUGUCUCUUUUGUACGAUGACACGCGGUUGGUGCAACAAGGGAUUGUCUCUUUUGGUCCUCGGAAUUGCGGGGCAGGAGUAUUGCCGGGGGUUUAUACUAGAGUGGCUUAUUACAUGGACUGGAUCUUAGACAAUAUGAAGUCCUAGGGAGAUAGAGUUGAAGACUGUACCUUGUUAAAUAGACUGCGAUUUUCAUACAAUUGACUUACAAACUUUGCCAAUUUGCUUCGUUGCUAGAUUAUUGAUGAGGUUGUAUUAUGCUUAUUUAUGUUAUGCAUCCUGAAGGAAAUAUAGUUUUUCAAUUUUU